CACUCGACGAAAUAAAUGCAUUACCCGCGUUAUUAUAGACAAAAACGUCUUGUUCUCCCUUUCUUACUAUCAGCGUAUUUUCCCGCAACACGGAUUUUCUUUUCCUUCGCCUCGAAGAUACUUCUCUCUCUAUUUCUCACUGAUUGUUUUCUCUUAUCUGCAAAAUCGCCGAUGCUAGACUCAGAUCUUCACGACCUAUCCGACGACGCCGAUUACGCUGCAUCACAGCAACAAGGAUCGGCUAGCGUGAUGCUGUGUAACGAUAGUACAAAACAAAGCUCUUCGUCCAGUGAUCAGGAUGGUGCUGAAAUUGUAUAUUCGAAGGAUAAUGUUGCAAUUCAUCCCACUCAGUUUGCUAUUAGUGGAAGAUUGAAGUUAAUUAAGCAAGGGUCUUCUUUGUUUAUGACUUGGAUACCUUACAAAGGACAUAACUCAGAUAAUGGCUUGUCUGAUAAAGACCGAAACCUUUACACCAUUAGGGCGGUGCCGUUCACUGACAUCAGGUCCAUUCGGAGGCAUACUCCUGCUCUUGGAUGGCAAUAUAUCAUUGUUGUUCUAUCAUCAGGACUUGCCUAUCCUCCACUAUACUUCUACAGUGGAGGAGUCAAAGAGUUCCUUGCUACAAUAAAGCAACACGUUCUUCUUGUGAGAUCUGCUGAAGAUGCAAACGUAUUCCUAGUAAAUGAUUUUCAGAGUACACUGCAGAGGACUUUGUCUUCCUUGGAACUUCCCAGGGCUGUUCCUCUUGCAUGUGGACCUUCAAAUAUGUCUGAGUCCACUUUGAAAGAGAACCAAGAGAGGAAUGAUAGUGGUGUCAAUAAUGGAAGGGUAAGUGUUCCUCAGUUCCAUGGGAGACCAAGACAUAAAGUUCAUGAUCCUGCUCGAGACCUCUCUAUUCAAGUUUUAGAGAAGUUCUCUCUUGUUACUAAGUUUGCCCGUGAAACAACUUCACAACUCUUUAGAGAAAACCAGACUAAUGGAUUUAGUGCCAAUGAGAGGAGAACCCAUAUCCAGACUAACCUUGAUCCUCCAAAGGCUUCCAGUGUUGCAGAAAAAAAUUCUGAUGAAAAUUCUGCUAACUCAGAUUCUCGGGAGUUUGAUGAAUUAUCGCUAGUAUGGGGAAAACCGCGACAACCCCCUUUAGGUUCUGAAGAGUGGAUUACCUUCUUGGAUUCUGAAGGGAGAGUCACAAAUUCCGAAGCUUUGAGAAAGAGAAUAUUUUAUGGAGGCCUUGACCACAAAUUACGAAAUGAGGUUUGGGGUUUGCUUUUGGGAUACUAUCCAUAUGACUCAACAUAUGCUGAGAGAGAAUUCCUGAAGUCGGUCAAGAAGUCCGAGUACGAGACCAUUAAGAACCAGUGGCAGAGUAUCUCCUCGGCUCAGGCUAAACGAUUCACGAAAUUCAGGGAAAGAAAAGGGCUUAUUGAGAAAGAUGUGGUGAGAACUGAUAGAUCGAUCACUUUCUAUGAGGGGGAUGAUAAUCCAAAUGUAAAUGUUCUGCGAGAUAUCCUGUUGACAUAUUCAUUCUACAACUUCGAUCUUGGUUAUUGUCAGGGAAUGAGUGAUCUUCUGUCUCCAAUAUUGUUUGUGAUAGACGACGAAUCAGAGGCAUUUUGGUGUUUUGUUGCUCUGAUGGAACGUCUUGGACCCAAUUUUAAUCGCGACCAAAAUGGCAUGCACUCUCAACUUUUUGCAUUAUCUAAGUUGGUGGAGAUGUUGGAUAGUCCAUUGCAUAACUAUUUUAAGCAGCGUGACUGCUUAAAUUAUUUCUUUUGUUUCCGCUGGAUUUUGAUUCAAUUUAAAAGGGAGUUUGAGUUCGAAAAAACAUUGCGCUUGUGGGAAGUAUUAUGGACACAUUAUCCUUCGGAGCAUCUGCACCUCUAUGUAUGUGUUGCAGUCUUGAAACGAUUCCGUAGUAAAAUAAUGGGCGAGGAAAUGGACUUUGACAGCCUUUUGAAGUUUAUAAAUGAGCUAAGUGGUCACAUUGACCUUGAUGCAACGUUAAGGGAUGCAGAGGCUCUAUGCAUAUGUGCUGGUGAGGAAGGUGCAGCUCGUAUCCCACCUGGUACUCCACCGUCACUGCCUGUUGAUGAUGGUUCGUUUUACAUCCAACAAGAUGAUGAAGUAUUGUAAGAUAAAUUCUCAGAUGUCAUAAAUUUCUUUUUACUUUGGGUACAAAGUCGUAAAUUUCAUUAGUGAUGCGUGAUAAUAUUAACUUCACUGUGCAUUUUCUGGUUUGAUUAGUGUAUUAGAUAAAUGCAUUUCUUAA
This is a messenger RNA of Cicer arietinum (chickpea), 2269 nucleotides long. RefSeq lists its product as uncharacterized. Gene Ontology annotation, molecular function: GTPase activator activity. Gene Ontology annotation, biological process: activation of GTPase activity. The record is from RefSeq and is a predicted model, not a curated record. Lineage: Eukaryota; Viridiplantae; Streptophyta; Magnoliopsida; Fabales; Fabaceae.